AUGGCAUUCGCUGGAAAAGAUCCACUAAGAGCUCCAAUAUCUCUUGCUCUAGACAAUAGAGGUAUCCACAACAACAAAGACCUCCUUACCAAUCUCAAGGAAGUCAAUUUCAGCCAAGGAAAGGAGUAUGAGCAGAGAUUUAAUCCACCCAAGGAGCCUUAUGCUUCUUCACCAAAUCAAGCUCCUCCAAACCAACAAGGUGGGAGAUUUGAAGGAAUCCUCCAACAGAUCAUGGAUGGCCAGAAGAGAAACAAUAAAGAGAUGUAUGAGAAGAUGGACACUUUGUUCAGCAAUCUCAACACCAAGUAUGAUGCUGUUGCCACUCAUGUGAAGAAACUAGAGACUCAAGUCACUCAAACUAUGGAAGCUGUUAAGAGACAGGAAGCUGAAUCCAAGAAGUCCUUUUGCAACUCAGCCUCCAUAGAAGAAAGAUUUGAAGACCAAGUUCCAUAA
Molecule: messenger RNA, 453 nt
Organism: Microthlaspi erraticum
Lineage: Eukaryota; Viridiplantae; Streptophyta; Magnoliopsida; Brassicales; Brassicaceae
Source: the annotation of a GenBank genome assembly